Messenger RNA from Triticum aestivum (bread wheat), 459 nucleotides. Its product is annotated as two-component response regulator ORR42-like. Bases 1 to 459 code for a protein of 152 amino acids. The record is from RefSeq and is a predicted model, not a curated record. NCBI's taxonomy places the organism in Eukaryota, Viridiplantae, Streptophyta, Magnoliopsida, Poales, Poaceae. Gene Ontology annotation, biological process: phosphorelay signal transduction system. The transcript has 4 exons.
AUGACCGGUGAAGGAAGUGGUACACCAAUUAAGAAGGUGAACAGUUCUGUUACUCUGAUCAUGGCGUCCUCCCUCAGGGCAUUGCUUGUUGAGGAUACGGCAGUUCAACGCAUGGUUGUCUCCGCCAUGCUGCGCAAUCAGUUUCACUGCGAGAUGACUCUGGCGAAGAAUGGGAAAGAAGCUGUUGACAUGUUCCUCGAGGGCAACACGUUUGAUAUAGUUUUUUGUGAUAGGGACAUGCCCAUAAUGACCGGCCCGGAGGCAGUUGUGAAGAUCCGUGCUAUGGGAGCCACUGAUGUGAAGAUCGUGGGGCUGUCUGAUGAUGAUAAUGCCAUGGAGGCGUUCAUCAGCGCCGGCGCCGAUGAUUUCGUGCCCAAACCAGUGAGGCCUGAGACUCUGGGGCCUAUGAUUCAGGAGGUCAUCAAUAAGAAGCUAGAACAGUUAGCGACGCUUGCUUGA